AUGCUGGCGAUCCUUUCACCAUCGGCACAAUUUGCCCCUCGGCAUCGCGAUACGCAGGCGAGUACCGGACCUAGCUGCACACGAUCCGAUCUUAUGACCGGUUUCUUGAAAAAAUAUCUAUUAAGCAGUUCCUUGAAGGACGCAGUUAUAGUAUUGAUCAGACAUGAUCCCGAUGCUAAUCUUCUCCAAGUACGUCAGGGGCGUUCAAUCACACACUCUCUCCUUUACACUUUACGGAUGCGCGCCGCGGUCCUGUCAUUCCUUGCCUUUAAGGGCCAUAUCGAUACGUUUUAUGUCUUAUUCCCGUUAUUUUGCAACAGCUCGCUCCAUGGGUUGGUUCAUUUGUUAAAUUUAGUCGCUGAUAUCACCAGUAUUGCGGCAAUAAGAGCAUGGAUGCAAGGGUGGGAAGAUUGA
Messenger RNA from Pyricularia pennisetigena, 414 nucleotides. RefSeq lists its product as uncharacterized. The record is from RefSeq and is a predicted model, not a curated record. Bases 1 to 414 code for a protein of 137 amino acids. Lineage: Eukaryota; Fungi; Ascomycota; Sordariomycetes; Magnaporthales; Pyriculariaceae. The transcript is spliced from 2 exons.